Harmonia axyridis is the source of this 1012-nucleotide messenger RNA. RefSeq names its product PRKR-interacting protein 1 homolog. Bases 124 to 759 code for a protein of 211 amino acids. Gene Ontology annotation, biological process: negative regulation of protein kinase activity. Gene Ontology annotation, molecular function: double-stranded RNA binding; protein kinase inhibitor activity; protein kinase binding. The transcript is spliced from 3 exons. Lineage: Eukaryota; Metazoa; Arthropoda; Insecta; Coleoptera; Coccinellidae. The record is from RefSeq and is a predicted model, not a curated record. Gene Ontology annotation, cellular component: nucleolus.
GUUCUGUGGUGAUUGGUGAAUGAGCUUCGGAGAUAAACAAUCUCAAUCUCAAUAAACAAUAUUCAAAACGAAUUUCUAAAGAUAAAAUAGAUGUGAAGGAGUUGUAAAACGUCAACAAUAAAAAUGGAUAUAGAUAGUGAUGAAGAUGUCAUUAAAGAAAAACCAAAACAUAUUAUUAUUAAAAAUUCUACUGAUUUACAGAGAAUGAAACUCGAAAAGUUGAUGAAAAAUCCUGAAAAACCUGUUGUAAUACCAGAAAAACCUAAAGCGAGAGGUGUACCAGCAGUUCCAGAUUUUGUAAGAAAUGUUAUGGGUUCUAGUGCCGGGGCUGGUUCAGGAGAAUUUCACGUUUAUCGACAUUUGAGGCGGAAAGAAUAUGCCAGACAGAAGUAUAUGCAAGAGAAAGGAGAAAGGGAACGAUUGGAUGAAGAAUAUCAUAAAAAACUAGAAGAGAAUCGACUUUUAGCAGAAGCUAAAACUGCCAAGAAGAGAGCAAAGAGAUUGAAGAAAAAGGGGAAAAAUAAGCAAAAAGGAAAAAAAAUUAAACUUCAGAAAAAUACUUCAGAUUCAGAAAGUGAAUCAACUAGUGAAGCAGAAUCUACAAAUGAAGAUGAGAACAAUGGUCAAAGUAUCAUAAAAGAAACACCAAAAAAUGAAUUAAAGGAGGAAAUUAAAGAUAUUCAAAAUGAAAGUGAUUUAGCAAAUGAAGAUAUACAUGUAUCUUCAAGACGAAGUGAUGAAAAUAAAGAUGAUGAAUAAUUGAAAAUCUGAAAAUGAUUACAGAAAUGAAAAUUUUGUAACAAAAAUUUUCUUGCUUGGCGUCAAUUAUGUCUUCUUUUAAGUAAGAUACUGAAACAUCAGCUCUUUUCACAGAAUGAUUUUUAAAAAUAAUUGCGCUUUUCAGCAACAAAUUAUGAUUAGUUGACAAAGAAAACACUGUCCUACUAUUCUCAAUAAUUUUAUCAAUUAAACAUUCUAUUGGAAGGUAUAAAUAUAACUUAUUUUUAAAUAA